CGACGAUGGCAGUCACCAGAUCCAAAAAGAGUGGAUCUAACUCUGAUACGAUGGCCGGAAAAACAGAUGCCAAGGCCGACGUCGGCGCACCAGCUCAAUUGAGUCAAUCGAGCAGAAAGGGUAAGCGGGCAUGGAGGAAGAACAUCGACAUACAACCUAUUGAGCGGGGUAUGGAGAGCCUAAGAAAAGAGGAGAGGAUUAUCGGGACAACACUGCAGCACCAGUCGGAUGACCAGCUUUUCACAAUCGACGUUAAAGGCGACGAUAAAACGCGCAGAUCUCUCCCUCGUUUCUCAAAAGCGGACCUCACAUCCACAAAAAUCAUCGCUCAGCGCUCCGCCGUGCCCGCCGUGCACACCCGCACCACCUCAUCCGCAUCCUCGACCCAAUCGAAACCAAAGAUCAGCGGAACUGACAAGACUCGUCUCUUACGAAUGACACGACGGAUGGCCCGUGGUCCGUUCAACGCCGUGAUGGACCCCACGGAGCUCGGCGCGGGGAGCGCGAUGGUGGAUGUCACGCACGCUGUCAAGGCGAGUGGGAGUUACGAUGCAUGGGCCAUGGAGGAGGAUGUGGACGAAGACGAGGAAGACGAGACACUGAAAAGGCCUCAAAUCAAGAAGCGGCCGGACAACCGCCAUCCACGGGAGCUCAUCGAGGCACCCGCUGUAGCUAAACCUCAUCAGGGUGCCUCGUAUAACCCCCCUGUUGCCGCUCACGAGGAGCUUAUUCUCAAGGCAUACGAGUCUGAACGGCAGAAAGAGGUUGAGGCGCAAAAGUUUGCAGGCGUCAAGGAGCAGAUCAUCGGUGCUCGGAAGGCACUGGAUGUCUUGGCUGGAGAGGACGGAAUCCCGGAGGGUAUGGUUUUGGACGAGAUUGCAGACGACGGCAGCGAGGAGGUGGAGGACGCGGACGUGUUGGCUCAGCGUGCCCCAUCCCGGAAAACAAAACAACAGCGGGCGAAGGCUGCGCGGCUGAAAGCGGAGAAACAUGCUCUCGCCGAACGUGCUUUACGGAAGCGCCUCCUCGGCAGCGUCAGCCAAGCGCGGUCAUUCAGAAAAGAAGCAGACCGUUCUGCGGAGACUCGCGAGCAAGCGAGGCUGGCCCGGCUAUUCGCACAAAAUGCUAAGCUAAAGCAGGGUUUGGCUGGCCAGAAGAUCGGGAAACACAAGGUCCCUAACAGCAGAGUUGAUGUUCAAUUAGGGGAGGAUCUGAGCGAAAGUUUCCGCGCGCUCAAGCCUGAAGGUAACCUGUUCCGUGAUCGGUUUGACAGCCUACAGCAACGUGCGCUCGUUGAACCCCAUGCUCUUGCCACAUCCGCGCCCAACAGACGGAAGACAAAGGAGUACGAAAAGCAUGCAUACAAGAGAUUUGUGUAGUAUAGCAGGCAUAUGUAUCUGGAUUUCUUUCUCGGUCGCAUGCAUGAA
This is a messenger RNA of Coniophora puteana RWD-64-598 SS2, 1427 nucleotides long. RefSeq names its product P60-like protein. The transcript has 7 exons. Bases 6 to 1379 code for a protein of 457 amino acids. The record is from RefSeq and is a predicted model, not a curated record. Gene Ontology annotation, molecular function: 5S rRNA binding. Gene Ontology annotation, biological process: rRNA processing; ribosomal large subunit assembly. Lineage: Eukaryota; Fungi; Basidiomycota; Agaricomycetes; Boletales; Coniophoraceae. Gene Ontology annotation, cellular component: nucleolus.